GAAAUUCAUUUCCAUCAACAGAGAUCGCUGAUUUGCUGAUCUCCUUAAAUUUCGAGGGUAUAAAUUUUCAAAUCCACAGAGCUUCUAGGGUUUCUCUAUUUCCGCAUCUGCAAAAUCCACAAUAAUGAAACAAAAGUGAUGGAAUUGGAGAGGGAAUGUUCAGCUCUUGAAUCUGCGCAGGAUAACGAAGCAAUAAGCAAUAUAAAUGCUGAAAAGUUGGAUACUAAUUCGGCUGAACAACAAGUGUCAAAUAAUGGAUGUGGCGUGGCUGAGCAAAAGCAAAUGAAUGGGAAGGGAAAUGAAGCUGUGGAGGAGGCUGGGGAUAUGCCUCCAGUUGUGGAUGUCAAUUCUACACCUAUACUUUUGAGUACGAAAGGAAAGGGUUUGAGGAAAUGGAGGAGGAUCAAAAGAGAACCAUGGAUGGAUGGGGAUACUAACGUAGACACUAGCAAGAUGUUGAAGAGGGGUUUGCCACAUUCAGGUAAUAAUCCAGCGAAACCUGGGAAUUUUUCUGCUGGAGUAAUGCAGAAAAGUGAGGGAUCUAAUUCAUCUACAGCUGCCUUUGUGAGGAGUCCUGGUCAGCUGCUUGAUUGCUUUGGUGGAAUUGGUGAUACAGGGGCAGUUAAUGGACCUGCUUUCAUGGCUGGGACGGACUCGGAGAACAGUGAGGGUCAGAGCAGUAGGUCUUCAACUGCAGCUAGUGCCCCAAAAAUGCGGUACACCAAACCUGUGGUUGAACAUGGACGUGAUAAGAGUUGGGUGAGUUUGAGCGGAAAUAGUUCAGUUAAUUCAGUUCAGCUUGGCCAAAAGGGAAAGAAUAAGAUGGAAUCCAGUAAGAAACCUAGAGGAGAAAGGGACAAAAUUGAGAUAGAAAACUCUCAUUCCAGCAUGGAAUCCGACUCAAGAAGCUCCAACUUUGUCUUUAGGGGCACUGAUUUUGUGGCCAAUAAUGGGACAAAAGAAGGAAGAUCAAUGAAUUAUGAUGGAGAGAAUAGUGAUGAAGCUGAGGACAGUGUACGAAAAGAUAGCAGCUACUUCCAGGCUAGUUAUAGUAGGGAAAGUAAUGGAGGUUUUGGAGAUUUCUUGCAGGAGGGUCUAGCUGCAGAAGCGUCUUGGGAGGCAAAAAAUGAGAAAAGUGAGAAUCAUGGCACAUCAACAGAUUUUGAUCCUCUGGCUGAGUCUAUCUUCACACUCCAGACUGCUCAGGAAGCACUUGAAAAAGAGGUUGAAAAAUUUAAAGCACUGGGAAUGGAUGAUGUUCUCUUUGAUGAUCCACUUGGGAAUGGCAGUAGACCGUCGGAGUUCACUUCAGAUGAUCUAAAUGACCAUGGACCAAGCACAUCUGAUCAGUGGCAAUCUGGUGAUAGUGUGCACUGUUCUUUUGACUCCCAGAUAUCUGAAGUGAUUAGCUUGAAACAGAUUGUGAAACUUUCUGAAAGCAAGCUUGUAGAGGCAAGAACCAUGCUUAAGUUGAAAGAAGCUAAAAUCUCUGAGCUCGAAGCCAUUAUAAGCAACAGCUCAAGGAAUGAGGCUGGAAGCAUAGAAACUGAGCUUGAGAGCCUUUUUAAGCAGAAACUUGAAGCUGAGGUUGAGUUCUUGGUAAUAUCAAAGGCAGUCAGAAAUCAAAAAACUUCUGCACAAAUUAGCCUCUUAGAAGAUCAGAAGGCUCUAGCUAAAACCCAAGCAGAAAUGGCAAACAAAAAUGGAUGUGCUCCAAAAAAGGCCGCUCUACCCAACUGUGACGAUGAGAGGUCGCAGAAUUACAGUGAAAAUAUCAUCGCCACAGCUGAUGAUGACGAAACUGUAAAGCUACCGAAGGAGGUUUUUAAGUACACAUGGUGUUUCUUUUUGCAGCUGGUAUUACUGGUUCUUGUUGUUGGACUGUUUUUGUUGCAGCUAUCUCCUCAUCAAGCUGAGGUCAUACCCACAUAGUUAUUUGCAGGCAGUAUUAGAGCUUCGGUUUUUCUUCCCUACCUUCUGUACACUGUUCAUCUCAGCAUUAAGCAAUCUUGAGCAUCAGUUGCGUAGUUUCUUUGAGAUGUUUAUAGACAAUAGAUAGAUCGAUAGACCGAUCAACCAUAUUUCGUGUCUUCUCAUUCUGAUAUUAUCUCAUCCUGUAUUUGUAUAAUAUACUACUGUUCACUUUCUUCAUUGUUGAAUUAAAUUUUUAAGAUGGAAUAUCAUUCAUUGCAUGAUGCCA
Molecule: messenger RNA, 2200 nt
Organism: Ipomoea triloba (trilobed morning glory)
Lineage: Eukaryota; Viridiplantae; Streptophyta; Magnoliopsida; Solanales; Convolvulaceae
Product: WPP domain-interacting protein 1-like
Exons: 3
Coding region: 139-1932 (597 amino acids)
Source: RefSeq, a predicted model, not a curated record